Molecule: messenger RNA, 2370 nt
Organism: Dipodomys ordii (Ord's kangaroo rat)
Lineage: Eukaryota; Metazoa; Chordata; Mammalia; Rodentia; Heteromyidae
Gene: Znf576
Product: zinc finger protein 576
Exons: 3
Coding region: 312-869 (185 amino acids)
Biological process (GO): regulation of transcription by RNA polymerase II
Molecular function (GO): RNA polymerase II cis-regulatory region sequence-specific DNA binding; DNA-binding transcription factor activity
Source: RefSeq, a predicted model, not a curated record
CGUGGCUGGCGCGACCCCGCCAUGGCCGGACGGCGACCGUCUGUGACUUGGGUUUCGGACAGACUUUUUAGGAGGAAAGGCUGACGACACCUUUUGGGGCCUCCGGACCAUGUGAUGGGACCCCCCACACCCCUACCUUCACCUCCUCGAACGCCUCCGACGGGCGCGGCGAAAGGCCGUCCUCGGCUGCACGGAGAUAUUCCCGGUGACCGGCCUUGGAAUCGAGAGCCCGAGACGGUGUCCGGGAGCCGCAGGACCCCCGCGGGCUGGCAGUGGGCGUGGGCUCUGGGUGUCACAGCAAGGGCCACAGGAUGUCACCCGGGAAGAGAUGGGCUAAAGGAGGGGUCCCAGUAGCCACGGAGGACCAACAUCCCGAAGACACCACGGGGCCGCAGGAUGCGUCCAAGGAGAAGAGUCCCUGCAGCCCUGGAGGCAACCUCUGCCGCCUAGGGGCCCCACAGUGCACCCACUGCCUCAUCACCUUCGCCGAUUCCAAGUUCCAGGAGCGUCACAUGAAGCGGGAGCACCCGGCGGACUUCGUGGCCAAGAAGCUGCAGGGGGCCCUCUUCAUCUGCUUCAUCUGCGCCCGCUCCUUCCCCUCCUCCAAGGCCCUGAUCGCCCACCAGCGUAGCCAUGCUCCAGCUGCCAGGCCCUGCCUGCCCGGUGUGCCCACUGCUGCCCAGCCCACCUUCCCCUGUCCUGACUGUGGCAAGGUCUUUGGGCAGGCUGCUUCCCUGAGGCAACACCGCCAGGUACAUGAGGCCCACACCCCUCCUGGUCCCUUUGCCUGUACUGAGUGUGGUCAAGACUUUGCCCAGGAAGCUGGGCUGCAUGAACAUUACAUCCAGCAUGCUCGGGGGGAGCUCUGAGUGCACCCCCAAGCCCUCUCCACACACACACACACACACACACAGACUUUCUGGGGGUCUGGGGAGGGAUUCUUUCCAUCCCCAGGUUGGCAAUGGCUCUUGACAAGGUUCUCAUCCAGCACUUUGUUCUUUGGUGGAUACAGGGCCGUUAGGGAAGCAAAGAAAUCAGAUCUUUUGAAGAAAAUGAGAAGGAAAAAUGACUUCUUUCUCCCUCAUUUCCAGCUAAAUAACUAGCUGCAGAUUAUAUAAUCACCUUUAAUUUUUCCCAGAUGGAUGCCAUUGACUGUAGGAGCAAAUUGCCCUGGAUCUGUGCCUGCGUGGGUAGGAGGAGUGGAGGCAGGGAGCUGAGGCCCUGUUGCUCUGUAGUGCCAAGCUCCAUCUUAGACCUGGAGCAACUCCAAGUUGUCGGGGAUGGAGCAUCAGGGACCUGAGCUGGACCCAGAGUCAGGAAGGGGUUUAGGUUCAUCUCUCCCCUAUUCCUGCUAGCAUUCCCCCCUCCAAAAGAGGGAUCAAUGCCACUGGAUAGCACUAGUCCCCCAGAUAAUUUAUUUUCUAUUUAAGCAAUUCUGUGUAGCAUUCUAGUUGUACUAGAAUACGUCUUAUAUGCAAAGAAGAGGUGGCAUGAAUAAGCUAACAGUAGCUAAAAACAAAGCAUCUCUAUUAAAGUGUCUAAAUUGGGAGCUCUAGCUUUUGAGUGGGAAUUGCUAGAGCACAUAAGGAUGGAGGGGAGGGGGGGACGCGCUCAGGCCACACUGGCCUAGUCCUUUAGGAAAACUAAUUUGGAAUCAAACAGAAAUACCUUCUGUUUCGUGAUUUACUUGGCCAGCUCUGGGAGAAUUCCCGUUGAGGCCCUAUUUUAAGUUUUCUUGAGUGGCCCAAUGUGAGGGCUUUACAUGGUCAGCAGGAGCAGGGCAGCAGCUACAAGCUGGAGUUGAGCAGUGGCAGCUGCCUUCAGAUGAGAUGAAUCUCACCCAGGCCCAUUUUGUUUUCUGAUAUUACCUAUUCUGUCCUUGGAGACUAUGACUGGAGCCCCACAUACAGUCUUCAAGGACUCCGGAUUGAGGGAUUAAAGUCUGAAAGUGAGGUGUGUGGUAGAGACUGAUAGCUGUCUCUGAAAUUUUAGAGGACUACAUGUCCCAGAUUCCCUUGCAGCUAGGUAUAGUCACAUGAUGGAAAAUUCCUGGGUAGAAUGCUCAAGUAUCCUGGGACAGGGACAGGCUUUUUCCUCAUCCUUCCUAACUGGAAUGUGAACAUGGUACCCACCCAUCUUGAACCACAAGAACAAAAGCAACCUGAGAGAUGGCAGAGCAAAAAGGUAGUGGGAGCCUGGGUCUCUGGCCUGCUUCACAGAGCACUUGGAAGCUACUAUAUGAGAGAGCAAACUCUAUCUCAAGCCACCAUUAUUUUGGGUCUACGUGAUGUGCAGCAGAACUUGUAGCUUAAGGCAGGGGUCUAUACUACAGCCAAUCCUGCCAGCUGCUUAGUUUUGCAAAUAAACUUU